CAGAGGAUAGCACAGCAAGUGAAGAAGAAGAAGAAAGAGGAGGAGGAGGAAGAAAAUUGAAAGAAGCUGACAGAUCAGUCGAUCAAGAUGAGCCGCGCCGAGUCACCUCACUGGAACGGUCUCAUGCACGAAAGGUGGGUGAGACGAGUUGCAGACACAAUCUACAUCUCAGCCAAAGCCAUGCAAAUAACUUGGGGCAAAGACGAAAGGUUCUGGAAGUGGCCUAGUCUCUCCAAAGACAAGCUCCCUAAAGAUUUUGCCAAACACCAACUCAGCUUUGACAGCGUCGCAGAGCUCAACCAGGUGAAAUGGCUUCAGGUAACAGGAACUCUGGAUCUGACAAGGCACGAUCGCCAGCUGAACCCGUCCAAGACUUACGAGAUCAUCUACCACGUUAAGUUCAAGGUGGACGCGUUUGGGUGGAGCAAAGCCCCGGUGACGUUUCUGUGCGGGGCAAGCAGGAUGAAGAAGAGGGGUAACGAGAUGGUGGCGCUGCAGAGGAGCAGAGGAGUCGGCGAGUGGCUACAAAUCCACGGAGGGGAGUUCAAGCCGGGGAAAUUCGCCGCCGGGAAGGUUGAGUUUGGGAUGCUCGAGGUGGUGAGCGAAUGGUGGAAGGGCGGCAUGGCCAUUGCAGGGGUCACCGUCAGGCCCAAAGGCACCAAGUGAAAUACGUUUGAGUUUGUGUGUGUGACGUAAUAUUUUCUAAUAUUUAAAAAUAAUGGAAAUAGAGUAACCAUCAAUUCCCUCUUUAAUUAUCAUCCCCAUGAAUGUGUUGACUUUUGA
Zingiber officinale is the source of this 783-nucleotide messenger RNA. RefSeq names its product protein PHLOEM PROTEIN 2-LIKE A1-like. The record is from RefSeq and is a predicted model, not a curated record. The coding region runs from base 88 to 666 and encodes 192 amino acids. The transcript is spliced from 3 exons. NCBI's taxonomy places the organism in Eukaryota, Viridiplantae, Streptophyta, Magnoliopsida, Zingiberales, Zingiberaceae.